Messenger RNA from Trichoplusia ni (cabbage looper), 1429 nucleotides. RefSeq names its product putative beta-carotene-binding protein. The transcript is spliced from 5 exons. The record is from RefSeq and is a predicted model, not a curated record. Lineage: Eukaryota; Metazoa; Arthropoda; Insecta; Lepidoptera; Noctuidae. Bases 641 to 1360 code for a protein of 239 amino acids.
UAAUAAUAUUUCUUCCUGCCAAACGUUUUGUACAAGCAACAAAAGAUUUCUCAAGGAAUUAACACUAUUGUAAUACAGUACAUACAAUCAAUUAAAACAAGUUUAUUAUUAUUUAUUCAAUACUAUAAACAUACUGCGAAAUCUCUCACAUAUUAUUGACGAACACCUUAUACAAUCGUCAUUUUCCAACCCAUCGACACCUACCCAGUUCACUUCUCUUUGUCAUUGUAGUUCUUACACUUUUGACUACCCAAAGUGGAUCACUAAGUGAUAAUGAAUCACUCUCAAUCUAAAUUAACCGGUAACUAAUAAUAUCAAUUCUGGAACACUCAAAAUCUAAUCUCGACCUAGCUUGUUUAUUUAGACAUAUUUUCACACAAAAAAUAGACCGUCUCAUGUUUCAAUUUUAAUCUGUAACCCACCCUUAAGUAAAACAAAACAGUUUUGAAAACAAGACAAGCUUGGUCACCCAGUCAUAGCGUCCAUGAGCCAUUUAAAUAAAAUAAGACACGCGCAGUUUUUUCAUGCCUUCGUAUAACUUUUUCAACCAAUACAGAGAUAUAUAAAUGUGGCCAUUCCUUGAUGGGGAUAACGAGAGUUAGCUUCUUCUGCAACAGUCGUGUUCAUUUAAUAACUGAAAAUGUGCAUUAAAUAUUUAGUUGUUCUGUGUUUCGCCUUAGCUUUGUCUUUGGCGGAGGCUCAAGAUUUAUCAUUCAUCACUAGUUGUAAAGCUGAAGAUUCAAAAUGUCACAAGCAAAGUACCCAACAAGCUAUUCCGGUAUUCGCUGCUGGGAUUCCUGAGCUGAAUGUGGAACAACUGGAUCCCAUGUACAUGAAACAUAUUGACGCCAACCAAUCAAACCUGAUGCUUGUCAUUACUGAUACUACAAUAACUGGCCUAAAGGACUGUGAAGCGAAGAGAGUACAGAGGGAACCUGAUAAUUCAAAGUUGUAUAUUAGAAUGCUGUGCGAUUGCGAACUCCACGGACAAUACGAAAUGAAUGGUCAGAUGUUUCUUCUGCCCAUCAAAGGGGAAGGACCACUUAGCGCUAAAAUCAAUAAAUUAUACAUUGCCGUUGACGCGGAUUUGGGAGAAGAGGUUAGAGAAGGCAACACAUACUGGACCCUUAAUUCAUUCACACACUCCUUUGAAUUAAAAGGAACAUCGGAAGUUAAUUUUGGAAAUCUGUUUCCCGAUAACGAAUUAUUGCGUAAAACAGCGAACGAUUUGAUUUCUCGAAACGGAAACGAUGUUGUACGAGAAAUCGGAGGCCCAGUCAUCGUAGCCGCUAUCACCAAAGUUGUAAAGAAUGUUGAAAACUUCUUCCAAAUUGUACCUGCGGAUAAACUUACGCUGUAAGCUAAAAACAUUUUCUGAAUGUAAAAUGUAAACUAGAAAAUUUUUAGAAUUAGAUAUGGUAGAAUCAGA